Messenger RNA from Cylas formicarius (sweet potato weevil), 2345 nucleotides. RefSeq names its product autophagy-related protein 16-1. Gene Ontology annotation, biological process: autophagosome assembly. Bases 178 to 1869 code for a protein of 563 amino acids. NCBI's taxonomy places the organism in Eukaryota, Metazoa, Arthropoda, Insecta, Coleoptera, Brentidae. The record is from RefSeq and is a predicted model, not a curated record. Gene Ontology annotation, molecular function: protein binding. The transcript has 13 exons. Gene Ontology annotation, cellular component: autophagosome membrane.
UCAACGCGGUGUCAAAAAAAUACGAAUUUUGGUUACUUUUCCUACUUUUAAAAAUUGUUUACCCAGUGUUUAAAUAUUUAGCCAAAAAAUUGCUAUUGCCAGUACGUUUCCAAACAAGCACAUGAGUCGUUGCAAGGCGGGCACAUUUAGGUUAAGGUUUCUGAAGUAAACUGAAAGAUGGAACUCACAGAGUGGCGCCAGGACAUAUUUAAUCAGCUACAACUCAGGAAUCGAAGGGAAACCUACGGUUUUCAGGAUUUGGUCGCUCAGCAUAAUAAGAUAUUUGAUAAUGCCAAUGCAUUGCGACAUGAAAACCUGCAGCUGUCGAUACAAAACGAGAAACUGAGAGUUGAGGGGAUUUGUGCGUCCCCCGGCAACAGUGCAGAGACUCGUUUGCAGGAGAAAAUCCAGCACUUGGAACAGAAACUCUUGGCACACACAGAGGAACUGGCUGACUUGCACAAACGCAAAGGCGAAAACUCACAGCAGAUUAUAGAUUUGAAUGUGCGGGUGCAGGAGAGAGAUAAGCUUAUUGCCACCAAAGAUGUGAUGUUGGCCGAGGCAAACUCUAAAAUAGUCAGUUUGAAAGCCGAGGUGAGCAUGUUGAUGCAGGCUAACAAAGAGUUGAAAUAUCAAAACGACACUUUGCGGGAUGAGCAUCAGGCCUUACAGCUCGCCUACAGCUCUCUAGAGGAGAAACUUAGAAAAGUACAAUCCGAAAACGGCGAGCUGGUGGAACGGCUGAUAAAGUACAAGGCGAAAGACGCGGAACGGAUGAACGAAGAGAAUGACAACUUUUUAAACGAGGGCGCCAAACAAUUUUCCUCUGUACUCAGCACCUUUGGUAUUUUUAGAAAACGGCACGCCCGUCUCCAGAAGGAAAUCGAGGAGGCCUGUAAGGACACCCGGGGCAUGUCGUCAGACGAACUGCAGGAAGGUUUCGGUCCUUUGUCGCAGUCCGCGUUGCCAACAAAGGUGCAUGCCCGAUUUGACGCGCACGAGGGCGAGGUCAACGCUGUCAAAUGGAGUCCCGUGGAUCGGCUGGUGGCGACGGGCGGUGCCGACAGGAAAGUGAAACUCUGGGAUGUUUCGAAAGGGUCCCAUGAGUACAAAGGGGUUUUGGUUGGUAGCAAUGCGGGCGUAAUGGCGGUUGAUUUCGACCCUUCGGGGUCCCUGCUUCUGGGCGCCUCGAACGACAACGCUAUCAGGGUGUGGACGAUUGUCGACCAGCGGAUAAGGCACACGCUAACGGGACAUUCUGGGAAGGUGAUGGCCGGCAAAUUUCUAGGCGACGCGUCCAAAGUUGUGACCGGUAGCCACGACCGGACAUUGAAAAUUUGGGACCUCAAAAGCAGAGCAUGUAUUGAGACGAAAUUUGCUGGAUCGAGUUGCAACGACUUGGUGACGGUAGAUAACGCCGGUUCUACUAUUAUUAGCGGACAUUUCGAUAAAACGGUGCGAUUUUGGGACAACAGGUCCGAAUCCAGCGCGAACAAUAUAGUCCUGAACGGCAAGGUGACUUCGUUGGAUUUGACGAGAGAUGCAAAAUAUCUCAUAUGUUGCGUGAGAGACGACACCUUGAAGCUCAUCGACUUGAGGGUCAACCAAGUAGUGAUGUCGUAUAGUUGUGACGGUUUCAAAGUAGGAUGCGAUUGGGCCAGAGCGUCUUUUAGCCCAGACGGGCAAUAUGUCGCAGUGGGCUCCGGUGACGGUAGCGUGUACAUAUGGGGCGUCGUCAACGGCAAAGUCGAGCAAAUCCUCAAAGAACACGGAUCGUCAGUGACGGCAACGGCUUGGCAUCCCUACGGCAGUUUUAUGGCCAGUGUAGACAAAUCGAGGCGCGCCAUUAUAUGGGCCGGCGAUAUAUAAAUGCCACCAGCACCUGCGCCGUAUUUGUGAUCAAACCGACGAAGACUAUAUAAUAAUAUACGUGUAUAUUUCAAGUACUAACUACGGCGAAAAACAAGGGAGCGGCAACAGUGCAAGAUCCAAAAUCGUAUUCGUUGCGGAAACGACGAACCCAUCCAUGCAGUUUGCGCCGACCUUGUUAUGAGUAGUUUAAAACCCCGGAUCUAAUUACGAACUCUCUCAAUUCACCAAAAAGUUGAUUAUUGUCGUCUAUUGAAAAGUAGGCAGAUUGUGUGUGGUUUAUACAAAAUGCACUGGGAGGGCCGUCUUUCAUGUAACUGAAGACUGUACGUAAAAAUUUCUUGUGCCAUAAACGGAUUUUUGAAAUUGAAGUUGUCGUUAUUGGACAUUCUUGCUGUGUGGUUCUUGUACUCAAGCCCGUCGAGUACACAAAAAAAUGCACCACGAUAUUGUUUGUAAUGUCAUUUUCAUAAAUA